UUAUCUUUCAGCUUGACACUUCGGCGUGCAGGAUAGCAUGAUUCUAUCCUUUUCAUUUAAAUACUACUACGUAAUCAUCCUUGAAUUGUAAAAAAACAUACCUACAAACAAGUCGGUAUAUUUUAAUUCUUCUGCUGGCAACUAGUGACCGGCGAAAGCUUCGAAAGUAGAUUGUGGUUUCGAAUGCAGUGAUUUCGAUAGCUUUCGCCACACCUCCCAAGAUGUUGCGUGUCUGUGGAUUACGAUUCCAGCGCGUGGCUCAUCAACAGUUUUCCCGUACUCUUGGAAUCCAGACUACCUGUCGCUACAUCCACGCCUCUACAACCCUUGAUAAGGACCUACGACAUGCGCCGGGGCGAUAUGAGAUCAAAAAGCUAAUGGUUGCAAAUCGCGGAGAGAUCGCAAUCCGCGUGUUCCGUGCCGCGACAGAGGCUGGUAUAAGGACCGUUGCUAUCUACUCGGAACAGGAUGCCAACCAUAUGCACAGGCAGAAAGCUGAUGAGGCGUAUCUUGUCGGGAAGGGGAUGCCGCCGGUUGCUGCUUACUUGAACAUUCCUGAGAUUAUACGGAUUGCUAAGGACAAAGAAUGCGAUGCUAUUCAUCCAGGAUACGGCUUCUUAUCAGAACGAGCAGACUUCGCGCGUGCUUGCACUAAAAGUGGCAUUAUCUUCAUCGGCCCGUCACCACAGGUAGUCCACAUGAUGGGCGACAAGCUAGAAGCAAGGAAAGUAGCUGUCGAGGCAGGGGUCCCUGUUGUACCAGGCACGGCUGAACCAAUCAGAAACGCGGAGGAUGCAAGAGCCUUUUGUGAAGAGCAUGGUUUGCCUGUGAUCACGAAAGCUGCGUAUGGUGGAGGCGGGCGUGGUAUGAGGGUGAUCUGGAACCUAGACGACGUUGAAAAGUACUUCACGCUUGCGAGUAAUGAGGCUUAUGCGGCCUUCGGAGACGGCUCAAUGUUCAUUGAGAAGUUUAUUGAGAAACCGCGGCAUAUUGAGGUCCAAGUGAUGGGGGAUAAUUAUGGCGAUGUAGUGCAUCUGUUUGAGCGAGACUGCUCAGUCCAGCGUCGACAUCAGAAGGUCAUUGAGAUCGCUCCAGCUCCUCUACUUGACGAAAACAUCAGGCAGACUCUGACUGAGGAUGCUGUACGGCUGUGCAAGGCUGUCGGGUAUUCUAAUGCUGGAACAGUGGAGUUCUUACUGGAUCAGGAAGGGAACCAUUACUUCAUUGAAGUAAAUGCUAGGCUGCAGGUUGAGCAUACAGUCACAGAGGAGAUCACAGGUGUUGACCUGGUACGUGCACAGAUAGGCGUGGCUGAAGGGAAAACACUUGGUGAACUUGGACUGGUGCAGGAUAACAUCAAGAUCACAGGUGCUGCCAUCCAGGCUCGAGUCACCACCGAGGAUCCCGCCAACAACUUCACGCCUGAUACGGGCAGAAUCGAGGUGUUCCGUAGCGGUGAGGGCAUGGGCAUCCGGUUGGAUGGCUCUUCUGCCUUCGCGGGUGCCGUUAUCUCGCCUCACUACGAUUCACUGCUGACCAAAGUGAUCGCACACGCUUCCAGUCAUCGGGAAGCCGCUACCAAACUGCACCGUGCACUCACAGAAUAUCGCAUAAGAGGCGUAAAGACAAACACAUCGUUCCUAAUGAACGUCCUGAAGCAUGACAGCUUUCUCAAUGGGACCGUCAACACCGACUUCAUCCUGGAGAACCCUGACUUACUAAAAGUGCGUGUGAGCAAAAACCGCGCACAGAAGCUGUUGCAUUACCUCGGAUAUAUACUGGUUAAUGGACCGGUCACUCCUCUUGCAACGGGGCUCAAGCCUGCUAAGAAAGAACCCAAUGUUCCUCAGCCGCCCAAGCAAUCCCAGACUUACCUUCAACCUCAAGGGCUACGUAACAUAUUCUUGCGCGAGGGUCCGGACGGGUUCGCUAGAUAUGUCCGGAAAAUGGACCGUCUGCAGUUAACGGACACAACAUUCCGUGACGCACAUCAGUCUCUUCUUGCUACUCGUGUUCGAACACACGACAUGGUGAAGAUCGCACCGUUCGUCUCGCACUACUUCGCUAACGCUUACAGCCUGGAAUGCUGGGGAGGUGCGACGUUUGACGUAGCGUUACGCUUCCUGAACGAGUGUCCCUGGGACAGACUAGCAGAGCUCCGAGAGCAGAUUCCCAACAUUCCGUUCCAGAUGCUCCUCCGCGGCGCAAAUGCUGUCGGGUACACCAGCUACCCUGACAACGUGGUCCAUCAGUUCUGCAAGAAGGCAAAGGAUCAUGGGAUGGAUAUCUUCCGGGUGUUUGACUCGUUGAACUAUGUACCGAAUCUUCAGCUUGGGAUCGACGCCGCAGGCCAGGCCGGUGCUAUCGUCGAGGCUGCCAUCUCGUAUACUGGUGACGUCACAGACCCCUCCCGCACAAAGUACAACAUCGAUUAUUACAUGGACCUUGCGACGAAACUUGCCAGGUCUGGUGCGCACGUUCUUUGUAUUAAGGACAUGGCCGGUCUGCUCAAGCCCAAAGCUGCCCAUCUUCUGGUUGGCUCCAUCCGUGCCCAGUUCCCUAAACUUCCGAUCCACGUGCAUACCCAUGAUACCGCGGGGGCAGGAGUGGCGUCCAUGUUGGCCGCGGCGGAGGCUGGUGCCGAUGUUGUGGAUGUCGCCGUUGACUCAAUGUCUGGUAUGACGUCACAGCCUAGUAUGGGAGCUGUUGUUGCCGCUCUGGAGGGCACGGAACUCGACACAGGUAUUGCUCUGCAAUCCGUACACGACUACAGUGCCUACUGGGAGCAAGCUCGACUUUUAUACGCGCCAUUCGAAAGCACAGUGACAAUGAAGAGCGGUAACUCCGACGUGUACGAAAACGAGAUUCCGGGCGGACAGUACACCAACCUACACUUCCAGGCAUAUAGUCUCGGCCUGUCGGACCAGUUUCCAGAAAUCAAAAAGAAAUAUGCUAUUGCAAACAAACUUCUUGGUGACGUCGUAAAGGUAACGCCCACGUCUAAGGUGGUGGGUGACUUGGCGCAGUUUAUGGUGCAGAACAAUCUGGACGAGAGAGACGUGCUGGAGAAAGCUGAUGAGCUGAACUUCCCUUCCUCCGUGGUCGAGUUUAUGCAAGGCUACUUGGGAGAGCCCCACGGGGGAUUCCCUGAACCACUUAGAUCAAAGAUUAUCAAGGAUAAGCCGACCAUCAAAGGAAGACCAGGAGAAACGCUUCCUCCGUUCGAUUUCGACGCUCUUGAAGCCAAGCUGAAGGAGGACUUUGGCGAUGAUAACAUCCGUGACGUGGACGUGUUGAGCGCUGCUCUCUACCCCAAGGUGUUCCAUGACUACAUGGUGUUCAAGAAAGAAUUCGGGCCCGUCGAGGGGCUACCAACGAGGCUCUACUUCUCCGGCCCCGAGAUCGGAGAGGAAUUCCAAGUCCAACUCCAGCCUGGCAGGAUGCUUAACCUGAAAGUCCUUGCGAUCGGGGACUUGCUACCUAACGGGACUAGAGAGGUCUUCUGCGAAAUGAACGGUGCUCUUAGGUCUGUCAUGGUAGAAGACAAAUCUGCUACUAAGACUUUAGUCCUUCAUCCCAAGGCCGACAAGGCCGUGAAGGGGUCUGUUGGCGCCCCGAUGCCAGGCAAAGUCGUGGCUGUGCGCGUCAAAGAGAACGAAGUCGUCAAGAAAGGAACGUCUCUCGUCGUCCUUAGCGCGAUGAAGAUGGAGACAAAUGUAAGCGCUCCCAUCGACGGUCGUGUCAAGAAAAUUUCGGUUUCGCAGAACAUGAGCCUGAACGCUGGUGACUUGUUAGUGGAGUUAGAACCUUUAGAGUAAACGAGUAAAUGCCAAACCACAUUAGAGAAUACAGUGAAAGAACUUUCGUUUGACCUGCUGCUUACUGGUGUGUUCUUGUUUUGUUUUUGAUUUUGGGUGCGUCCAGUCACGGCCGCAAUCUUUUUGUUUUACCGCCCCCCCCCCCCCCCCCCAGGAUAGAAUAUCUACGCCAAAAUCACACACGCUUGCGAUCAGGAUCUCUUUCGUUAAGACAGAAUACCAUAAAAAAUAGCAAUAACCCCUCGUUUCCGAGAUCUUCUUUUUGAUAUUUAAAAGAGGUUCUUUUGGUCGCCUGUGACUUGUUGUUUGAGUUUUAAGUUAUAUAGCCACUGAUGUCUACGGUGGAAUAAAAGAGGAAUAUUAGAAGAACAGUAAAAAGAUGCAGAUCGAUUGGGGGAAUAAGAACUGUACACUCCCUAAGUGAUAGCCGGCUAGCACGACAGUAUAAACAGUCAGGCACUUUUAACUCUUUUCAGUUCUCUCUUUUUCCGUGAACUGUAUGAUUCAUCAACUUAUACAAAAUACUUAGUUAAGAAAUAAUUAAAGUUGAAGAAAGUUUAUAAGUACGUAUAUAUAAAAACUCAUUUUGUA
Nematostella vectensis (starlet sea anemone) is the source of this 4409-nucleotide messenger RNA. Its product is annotated as pyruvate carboxylase, mitochondrial. Gene Ontology annotation, biological process: pyruvate metabolic process; gluconeogenesis. The record is from RefSeq and is a predicted model, not a curated record. Bases 222 to 3818 code for a protein of 1198 amino acids. The transcript is spliced from 17 exons. Gene Ontology annotation, molecular function: pyruvate carboxylase activity; metal ion binding; ATP binding. NCBI's taxonomy places the organism in Eukaryota, Metazoa, Cnidaria, Anthozoa, Actiniaria, Edwardsiidae. Gene Ontology annotation, cellular component: cytoplasm.